Molecule: messenger RNA, 2469 nt
Organism: Aspergillus welwitschiae
Lineage: Eukaryota; Fungi; Ascomycota; Eurotiomycetes; Eurotiales; Aspergillaceae
Product: transcription factor domain-containing protein
Exons: 5
Coding region: 1-2469 (822 amino acids)
Biological process (GO): positive regulation of transcription by RNA polymerase II
Cellular component (GO): membrane; nucleus
Molecular function (GO): DNA-binding transcription factor activity; transcription cis-regulatory region binding; transferase activity, transferring alkyl or aryl (other than methyl) groups
Source: RefSeq, a predicted model, not a curated record
AUGCCUCUCACUCGUGUGAACAAGUUCGCUGAAUUAACAUAUCAUCUCCUAAAAUCUAACCUUGGGGCUGGAGUCCUUCUAUACCUAUCGGCCGCUUGCAUUCGGCUACUACCGCCACCAGACUUGUCAGCGUUCACCGUCUUCACCAAAAUCUUCUGUAUCUCAGUUAGCCACCAAUACUGCUGGGACAUAGUUAACCAGCUUACCUCUGUUGACGAAGACCGCAUCAAUAAGCCAGAAAGACCAAUCCCAGCCGGCCGUCUGACCGUUACUGGAGCAAAAUGGAGGUGGCUUAUCAGCUGGACUGUCUCUCCUGCUAUCUGCUACACCAUUCUUGGCGGCGGAGCCUUGAUCAUAUUUAUCUUGUCUGAGGCAUUGAUCUACAUAUGCUACGUAUGGCCCAGGCUUGAUCACUGGACAUCUCGCAACACUUUCCCAGCCCUUUGGACAUUCCUUUCAUUCCGCCUUUUGAACUGCGUUGUCUGCGAAACAUACCCACAACUGUCGGCACAGCCAAUGGUGGAUGUGAUUCUCUCGCUAUGGGUUCUCGGAACUAUUCACAUUCAGGAAUUCCAUGAUGUCGAUGGCGAUCGGAAAAUGAGGCGCAAGACACUUCCUGUGAUUUUUUCAGAUGCAUCCUCCAUGAAGAUGCUGAGGGGCAUCACGGCUGGUUUGAUUGCUGUUAAUGGAUUACUUGUGAUCCUUUGGGGAUGGAUAAAGUGCCUUACGUCAUUCGACUUGAUGAGUGCUGGCCUGGUGCUUACGGGGAUGUUCCAUGUUCUUGGAGCGCUCGCUGUUGGUGUUCGUUGUGUUUAUGGGAAGUCGGCAGAUAUGGAUGAGAGGACAAACAACGCUGUGACGGCGCCUCGCCCUGCUCUCGUUGCGCACGUAUGCUUUACGCUUCUACUUCUCUGGGUGGUAAUAUAUGCUGACCAACUAGGUCUGGGCCACAUCUGUGAGCCUCAACAGCCCGGAAGACCUGCAUCUGAGGUCCCUUCGCUAGCUUAUCGCAGACCUAGGGCUUCCCGAUCGCGCGGUGGAUGUACCUCCUGCAAGGCGCGGGAGCGAUCUCCAUCGCCAGCCCUCGCCUCUCCGCAGCCGUCGCCUACGUCUCCCUCUUCCGAACCUGCUCAUGGAACUAUCCUAUCUUCCGUUUCGGAUCUAGUCCCAGAGCUUGAUCCGAUAUCCCCUUCCGAGAACAUAUUAUCAUCCGUUAGUGAUGAUCCGCUAUCUCCAUUCUCGCCUCUUUGGCUCGAUGUGGAGAUGAUCCUCGGACCCAUUCAGUCCCCAGAUGGCGCUUUCAACCCCUAUCUCCACAAUGACGACGACCGUAGCCUAUUCAAUCACUAUGUACAUAUCGUUUCACGAGCUCUAUCACGUUCCACGACUACUGAAUCCAACAACCCAUUUCUAGCGACUCUGCUUCCCAUGGCCGCCGCAUCGGAGACGCUAACCAGCGUCAUACUGGGCCUUAGUGGCUGCCACUGGCGGCGCAUCUAUCCUCAAAUAUGGGACCGUGCCCUGGCGCGUCAGGGACGAGCCUUGGCACAGGUGAGCAACCUACUCCGUCGGCCGAACCAAAGUCGCCAAUCUUUCCUCGAGGCCUGCGCCACAAUUUUCCUCCUCUGCCUCACAGAGCUAUUCGAGGGCACCUCUCGUGUCUGGAAAUGGCAUCUCAAAGCCGCAGGAAAUCUUCUCAGUACUGCGGCAGGUACCACAGAUCGCCACUGCCUCGCAUCAACCCCUGAAGGGACCUUUUGUCUCCAACUCUUCCACUACCUUGACGCCAUGUCCACCAUAUCGAGAUGUAAACCCCCGUUGUUACGUGCAGGUGAGCGACUUACGGACCUUACCUCAUCAACUUCCUGCUCUUCCCUCCCAGUACCCCUCGGCGACAAUUCUAUCUCCGGGAUCCCUCCACCCCUACUAGAAUAUCUCGGCCGGGUCAACCUCCUCGCCGCCCACCGCAGCCGACGUGUCGAUGACCUCUCCGAAAUCGGGUUCCGAACAGCCGCUGCGCACGUGCGCGCACAACUUGAUACCUGGCGCCUUGAGUACGAGGCAACCAGCACUGCUCUGACGAACAGUGAUGUGGACAGAGCAACAACAGCUUUCGAAUGGGCCGUCCGAUUACGACUACAUCAGAUCGUGGACGGAUAUGAUCCGCACCAUGCGGACGUCGAGAAUGCCCUCUCUCGUAUUGUGACGGCCGUGUUGGCGAUCCCUUAUGGUAGUCCCGUGGAAGGUACUCUGUUGUUUCCGUUGGUGAUUGCUGGCGCCAGCUGUAGGGAUAAUAUGGAGCGCAGGAUGGUUGUUAAGGAACGGUUGAUGGUGAUGGAGAAUACGUUGGGGUUUGGGCAUAUUUCGCAUGCGAGACGGUUGCUAGAGACGGUUUGGGCUGAUGAAGGAGGGGAUGGGAAUUGGGCGAGAAUUAGGUAUAGUAUGUUUCCGGGGGUGGUGUUUGUUUAG